This is a messenger RNA of Teleopsis dalmanni, 405 nucleotides long. Its product is annotated as acetyl-CoA acetyltransferase-like. The transcript has a single exon. Gene Ontology annotation, molecular function: acetyl-CoA C-acyltransferase activity. Gene Ontology annotation, biological process: phenylacetate catabolic process; fatty acid beta-oxidation. Lineage: Eukaryota; Metazoa; Arthropoda; Insecta; Diptera; Diopsidae. The coding region runs from base 1 to 405 and encodes 134 amino acids. The record is from RefSeq and is a predicted model, not a curated record.
AUGCGGCGUGAGGAAGCUGAUAAGCGUGGUUUGAAACCAAGAAUGAAAGUGGUGGAUUGGGCUGUUGCAGGGUGUGAAGCAGCAAUAAUGGGCUUUGGACCCGCACCUGCGACUCGUCGUUUAAUGGAAAAACUCAACAUGGAUGUAAAGGAUGUUGAUCUUAUCGAACUAAAUGAGGCGUUUGCUGCACAAGCUAUUGCAGUCAUGAAUGAUUUAUCGUUAGACAGUACUCGAGUCAAUGUUAAUGGCGGUGCGAUAGCGUUAGGUCAUCCAGUUGGCGCAAGUGGAGCAAUUUUACCCGUUAAAUUAAUGUACGAAAUGGAACGCCGACAAGUGGCUACAGGCUUAGUUACGAUGUGUAUCGGUGGUGGUCAAGGGAUAUCAAUGUUGUUCGAAAAAGAAUAA